AUGCCGUCCGCAUGGGACUUCCUGUCUGAAGAUACGGGUGAGAGAGAGAGCUUCGGCUUCUUCUGCUCGGUCACCACCUCUACGUUGGCUGGAUUAUUUGACUUCGGCUUCUGGUCUCGUAGGCUCUUACAGAUAUCGCAUCAUUACCCGGCGCUUUGGCACUGUAUGACUGCUCUUGCCAGCAUCCAUCGCGAGUAUGUCACUGAAAGCACGCCACCGAGUCGACCAAGGAUUUGGGAGAAUCGAAACAUUGGGUUUGCAUUAAAACAGUCCAACAGGGCCAUUCAAUCUCUCAUGCAGCUGCUCUCAGAGCAGUGUUUGACUGCUCUGGACAGAAUGGUUGUACUGACCACCAAUAUUCUGUUCACCUGUAUGUGCAGUCUACAGGGCCGCCAAUGGCAGGCCUUUAUGCACAUCAACAAUGGGUUGAAGUUAUUCCAUCAGUGGGAACUCGGAUCGAAACUCAUCAGUCAGCCAGAAGACCGUAUCGGAGCCGACAUGCUACUAUUGGUAUUUACCAGGCUCGACUCACAAGUUCGCCCAUAUCUUCUUUGGCAAACCCCUCCCUUAAACUGGGCGGAUAGUCAGAUAACUCUGUCGUCGACCAAAGCACCAUUUACAACUUUGCUCCAGGCAUACGUGUCCUUAGAAGUACUGUUCAACGGGGUAAUGCGGUUUUUGCUGUGUCCUGAUACCUGGAGUCUGAGUCGGCAAUCCGUCGUGUCAGCGGAAAAGCUGACGUAUCUGCACCGCCUACAUGAGUGGGAUGCAAAAUUAGCCAACCUCUUAAAAGAUCUGUUGGAAAGUGAUCAUGGCAAAGCUAUAGAUCUGUUAACAAUUCGGCGGAAGUUUACUGGACUUCUUCUUGCCACAAACCUAACUCAAUGCGAGUUGGCUCAUGAUGCUUUCCUCAGCGACUAUGUGGCCAUAAUUGAAGCGGUUAGUCGGGUCCUCGGGGAUUUAAAAAGUCUAGUGCUGGGGAGGGACCAGAGCGCCGAGCGGCCGACGCAUGCAAACUUUGGCCUAGAGACUGGUAUCGUCGAGCCUCUGUUCUGGAUCGGGGUCCGAUGCCGCGAGCCUAAGAUCCGACACCAGGCACUCAGACUUUUGCAGCGGUACCCGCGUCGAGAGGGGAUCUGUGAGGGCAUGUUAGCCGCCAAGAUUGUGGCUAAAGUGAUCGAGAUUGAAGAGACUGGAUGCUCGCAAGUAGCCAAAAAAAUGUGUUCAACGAGCCCGUGCACCAGUGGACCGUGGAUAUGUGAAGCUCAUCGUGUCAAUACAUGCGAUGUCAUCUUGGCUACAGAACGGCAAGUUCGUGUCGUGAUACGAACUGUCGAGGACUGGGCGCUAUCCCGUCCGGGUACCGAGUUUGUGACUUCUUGGUGGUGA
Messenger RNA from Aspergillus tanneri, 1389 nucleotides. RefSeq lists its product as uncharacterized. The record is from RefSeq and is a predicted model, not a curated record. Bases 1 to 1389 code for a protein of 462 amino acids. The transcript has a single exon. Lineage: Eukaryota; Fungi; Ascomycota; Eurotiomycetes; Eurotiales; Aspergillaceae.